Molecule: messenger RNA, 3534 nt
Organism: Paramecium tetraurelia
Lineage: Eukaryota; Ciliophora; Oligohymenophorea; Peniculida; Parameciidae
Exons: 3
Source: RefSeq, a predicted model, not a curated record
AUGUAACCUGAAUAGGUUGUGACAAAUAACCAAGGAUAAAGAUUUUCAACAGACAACGCAGAGUUGGUGGAAUUACGUUCGAAUUAAAAUGAAAAUAGAACUCAAGGAGCCUCAUAAGUUCUUCUUCCGAAAAUAGAGCAACAGGAGACCACUCAAUCAGUAAUUCAAUUUACUCAAGCACCAUAAUAAGCUAAUUAACAGGAACCUGAAUUGGAGGGGUUGAAUACUUAAAAUAACAAUAUUCAUGAAGGUGCAGUAACGGAUGAUAGAUUGAAUAUUGAUAAUGAAGUCCAUACGCGCAUGUCACAACAAGAAUUAAUUAACCUUAUAAAUAAAAGAUUUAAUGAAGUUAAAAGAUCCUCCACCAUUUAUAAAUAUUAUACUAAAAUAUUAUUUUAGAUACUUAUUUAUAUAUCUACAAUAUUGGAGUUAAUAUUCACUUUAUUAUAUGGGAAAUAAAAUAACAUUUCAGAUGAACCAGUUUAUGAAGGAUUAUAUUAUUUUUCAAUAGCUCUAACCGUAUUACUCCACGUAUAUGUUUGGAUUUAUACAUAUAAAUACAUGAAUGUGUAAAGACAUCACCUUUGCUGGGAUCUAUUGAAUUAUGUUUAUUAUGCUAUUAUUGGAGGAUUAAGCUACAUCAAACUGUUGCCCUUUUUUGUGUUUUACUCUAGAGAUAAGUCUAUUCAGUAGUUUUCAUUCAGUUAAAUCAACAAACAGAUAAGGAAAUCCCUCUGGGUUGUUUAAGAAAAGAAACAAACCAAUAAAUAUUUUCAGAGACUUAAUAUUCCAUCGUAUAGCUUUAAUUUCGAUGAUGAUUACUUUCCUAACAUAAUCAAUUCCCAUGCUUUUAUAUAAGGAUUUUACAAUGCUAAGGUUGGAAGAGGGAACGAUUAUAAUAACUUUAACUAUUUUCUUUUGGUAGUUAAUAUCCUUUACUACCUUACUGAACUUUAAUUUAUUGUAUUUACUACUACUUAUCGUCAAAUAACAGUGGAUAUUUAAGAGAGAUUGCACAAAAUUGGAAUUCAGAAAAUUCAAGAAACAAAAUAACUUCUUAAGGCUGAUGAAUCCUAUCUUGAAAAUGUGUAAUCAUUUUAUUUUCUGAUUGACACAAGUAAAUUCAGUGAAUACGAAAAAAGAAGAUGUAUAAUUUAAAUAAUUAAAUUUAUUUUGAGAUUAAGAUUUCUCAAAUUAAUCGCCAUUUCAAAUAUUGAUUCUUAUUAACCAAUAACAUUAUAAUAUUUGGCAAACGCAUUUGAAUGUAUAGAAUCCAAUAAAAUUAUAUUGUGUUAUAAGAAUAGUGAAAGAUUAGAUGAACUCAAUAAUACAUUCUCUCACAUUUAAGGCUGUGAAAUAGUUCACGAAGAUGCUAUAAAUUUGGGGGGUAUAUGGAAUAAUGAUCAGCAGGAAGAAACAUAAGGAGAAAUCAGAAGAACGGCUGUAUAAGUUAACACUAAUAGGCAAUCAAAUAUAAUGUCAUAAAUUACAGGACAGAGAAACAGAAGGAUUUCAACUAUUUUUUAUUUAAUGGCUCCAGAUCAAUUACGUCCAAGGUUUAUUAUGAAUGAUGCAUUAAAUAGGGAAUUAAUGAGAUUGGAAUAAGAUGAAAGAGAAAGAUUAUAAAGUGCUUGUAAUAAAAGAGAUAGUUUAGAAGAAAUUAGGCAAGAAAAUGAUUAUACAAUCUUGCAUACUCCUAAGCUUGAACUCCUUAGAGAAUAAUUAGGAUGCUUGAGAAGAUUAGCUGAUUGUUAUGAUUAUUAUGAGAGAAUUAAGACGAUGAACGUUUUCUAAGGUAUCUUAUAAACUAUUGUAUCAUUAUUGAAUUUAACCUUUCAAAUAAUGUAAUACGUUUAUUUCAUUUAAGUGGAAAAAGAUGGCUUAAUUUGGGCACUUAUUAUAUUGUAGAUUUUAAAUCCCAUUUUACAAUUAAUAUCUUUUAUUAUGUUUUAUGCUAAACUAUAUAGGAAUUCAUCUAUAUAUCAAAUGAUUUCAGCUGCUUUUCUCUUUUUCAUAUUCAAUCUUUUAAAAAUUUGGGAUUUAGUAAUAAAGAUCAUUUUUCUUUGUUUCAAUGAAGUUAUUCAAUAAACUGAAAGAAGGCUCCUUGCAAUUAAUGUUAAAGCAUAUAUUAGAUUUAAGAGUUAUGCAGCCAAAUUUAAAGGAAGUAUUGGAAUUGUUGUUUUUAAUUAUCACAAUGCUUAACUUGAUCCAAAUAGUUUAUGGGAUAUCUCUAGAGCUCCUACCUAUUAAGCUAUUAUUUGGAGAACAAGUGUUGAUGAAGCCUUAAAUAAAAUACCCCAAUUCUUUAUUUAUAUUUUAACCGUAAAUAAAGAUUAUGCUUGGGGUUUCUCAAUUGUAAGUAGUGUAAAGGAUGGUUUUUUUGCAGUGAAAGAUCUAUUGGCAGUAGUAACUAAAGAUUUCUUUGUACCUGCACUGAUAUUAAGAAAAGUGUCUGUUGAUUAAUUUUUUUAAUCAAUGUCUUAUUUGAGUUCAACCUAAUAAUCAACUCUCAUAGAAUAUCCAAAAUCAUAUGCAAUUAUUUCCAAAUUAGAUAGAUUUAUUUUAAAUAAAAGAAAAUAUAAAAUUGAUUUCACUAAAUUAGAUUAUUCUUACUUUGAAAAUUUGAGAAAGAAGAAGUUAUAAGCUCAAUUGAAAUUAGUACUAGUAAAUAUAGCAUCAAGUAUCGAAAUCGAGAAAGCAUAAGAAUUUCUAUAUUUAGGUGAAGUACUUAUUCCGAUAUUCUAAUGUUUAUAAGUGAGUGAACUCUAACAAUUGAAGUUAAAUUUUUAAUUGGAUGAAAUUGCACCAGAAAAUUUAUGGCUUAUAAAUAUUAUCCUGUUAUAUUGUCCAAAAAAUAGCCUAAAACAAUUGGAAAUACGUGUUGAAACAAGAAGGGCCAUUUAUCUUAACCUUGAGGUGGAAAGAAAAAAAUCUUUAACUGCCUUUUGUUAUUCCUACUAUUAAAUUAGAGAAAUGAUAAGAUAAAAUAGAAUACAAAAUGCUGAAACGAUAAUUAUUGAUAAAUAGUUUCUUAAAUUAGAUAGAUAUGAUUUUUCAUAAUUUUAUCUUGAAGUUGGAGGAAAUUUAGAUUUAUAAAAUUGCUAAUCUUUUUUUAAUUUGUUUACUAAUGUUCAAACUCUAGAAAUAGCACUAUAAUCAGAUAGUGCUGAUUAAACCUUUAGUUUAUAAAAAAAUAUUCAGAGUAAAAGUUUAACUCAAUUAUCCUUGAAUUUUGAAAAUAUUUAAUUAAAUACACAAGGAUAUAGUUUAUCUAAAUUAAAAGAGUUUAAAUUAACUUUAAUAAAUUGCAGAUUUGACAAAUAAGAUUUGCAAAGACUAUUACUUACAAUGAGUUAGGGACAUAUCAUUUUGAAUUUGAGAUAAGCACUUGUAAGGAACUGUGAAAGGCAAUCUAUGGAGAGGAGUAUGAUGAGAUCACAGAGAACUGGGGAACUGGGAUUUACUGAUCAAGAAUUUGAAGAUAUUGACAAAUAACUAUCAAGAAGAUAAGUUAAAAUCAGCAUUUUGUUGUGA